AUCGGUUUAAUUGUUUUUAUACGUAUUAGCAAUGGGUUAUUUGUGUUGCUUGAUAUUAUGGCGUGGACGUACAAAUCCACUGGAUAUUAUCACUCACCAAACGAGCAGAAAAGUAUUGUUUUAGGGACAAGGGGUCAGAAGAGUCUAAAUCAAAACAAUAAACUUAUUUUAAGUGCUUUAACAUAUACUCAUUUCUAAAUAUUUUUUUUCUGAAACACAGGCGAAUUUUAACAGCUUCAAAGAUACAUAAGCCAAAAGUUUAAGUUUAAGUUGUUGAUGCUGCUCUCACUACAGAGCAGACAUUUCAUCUGAAAGAAGAGCCAACAAGCAACCAUCCAGGAAGCACCCCAUGUCAAAGGCUAAGAACAAAACGACUCGUAGUGCUGGUUGCCCAAGCAGGAGAUCCAGUGCAAAGUUACCAUCAAUUGCUCAGAGAAAUCAGGACCUAUUAAAGAAACAUGAUCGCCAUUUUUCUUCUACUGGUGGACAAUCUGUCGCUGCUGAGUCUUGGCAGUCUCCUGACCGUGCAUCUCGGCUUGGCAGCAACACUCCUGAUAUGGAGGAAGCAGAACAGCCUGUGAGAUCUGAGGCUUCCAAAGAUUCCUCCGGAGUUCAGGAAGAUUCUGUGCUGGCUAAAUACAUAGAACGUUUUCGACAUGGUCUGCCUCAGAGUCGGACGCAGCGCCAGCUGGUAACUUCUGUGUCUGGAGAAGAGCAGGAGCCGUUGUGGUGGAUGUUCCAUUCAUCAUCUCCCUGUACAACACCAACUAAAACGUUACAUAGAGAUGACCAUGAUUCUACUGUUAGUAACCAGCGUCCACGUGAUGGAUCCAUCACUCUGUUUUCUGACACUUCCCAGGGAGAUUUAGAAGAUUCUGAUGUGUUACAACUUCAAGACAGGGCUGGCAGACUUAUUCUGGAAAAUGAAGACGAUCUGAAGACGGGAUCUGUUCAUGUGAGCUCAGACGGUUUGGGAUUCUCUGGUUUUUCAUCUCCAGCUAGUGUGGAUGAGCCUGUGCGACAACCUUUCAUCCACAAUUUGAUGAAUCCUGCAAGGACGGAUUCCAUUCACGUCUUUCAAAAGUCUGUCCUUCCUACUUUGACUCCCCCAACCCGACCAGAGGAGGACAUUUUGUUCCAGUGGCGUUUAAGGAGGAAGCUGGAACAGGCCAGGGAGAGCUCUAGUCUUCAUUGUUCUACAUUUAGCUGGCAGGCUCCUCGUUUGAGCCAUCCACCAGCCAGUGGACUCAAGCAACAAACAACAACCAGUCAACCUGCAGAGUGGUCACACACAGAUGAUCAUCUACAAGCCCACAAACAAAUCCCUCCUGCUCUCCCUGCCUAUGUUGUCUCCAGCUCCUUCGCAUCCCAGUCCGUUAGCCGUGUCCCGCCCCACAUGCACUUACUCUGUGAUGUUCUUCCAUGCCCCGUUCCGUCUUCUCAUCUCAAAGAGACACAAAGCAUUUCACAGGAGUUACAGGAGUCUCACAACAAAGUUGCCCAUAAAACAAUCCAGGUCCCUGAAAGCUCAGCUCUUUGUUUGGGAGAGAACUUGACAUCAUCACCACAUACUGUGGAAGGAGAGGAGCUAAGUCACCCAAAGAUACCAGAGAAGAACAAGAACGCUAAAACGAAAGAGCCAGAGAAGACAGGAACUACCAAGCACAAGAGGAAAUCAGCCAGGGAGAGGGGCCAAAAAAAGGUGACACCCCCUAAAGAUCAGCUUCAGCGAGAGAAGAGCCAUGAAAGCUGCCCUACUGUUUAUGAACCUCCACCAUCUCCAGUCCACAUUGCCAUGGGACGGGUAGUUUCAGAGGUUUUAUUCCCAGUUUCUCCCGAUCCAAUGGUCACCACAGCCAAAAACUCCUCCGUUUCUCCCUGUGGGGCUCAGAAUUCCCUGGAAGUCAUUUCACAGCUGCUUCAAGAAGCAGAAGAUUCAGAUGAAACAGAAUUUGAAAAUGAUCCUUUGUUACAAGUCCUGCGCCAGCAGAGGAAAUGGGUGAAGAAUCAGAUCAGAGACGUUGACGUUAUGCUGAGUGAAUUCCCAGAGGAGCAACAGGUCAUUUGAACAAUGAAGAGACACCAGAACUGUUUUUUUAUAUAUAUAUUUUAUUAUAAUUUUAUAAAGAAAUAAAGUUUGUUUUAUUUUAAA
Molecule: messenger RNA, 2152 nt
Organism: Oryzias melastigma (Indian medaka)
Lineage: Eukaryota; Metazoa; Chordata; Actinopteri; Beloniformes; Adrianichthyidae
Gene: proser3
Product: proline and serine rich 3
Exons: 13
Coding region: 350-2068 (572 amino acids)
Source: RefSeq, a predicted model, not a curated record